CUGCCUUCAUUCGGGAAUCAUUCCAUUCGUAGGAAGAACUGCGUUUUAAAAAGCAUUAAUUGAUGUGUGCAACGUGCAUCCAGUGUUACAAGGAAUUUUGUCGUCUUAUUUGCUUUUACCCUGUCUACCUUGUGUGCAUUAUCUUGUUGGUUUUAAUGAUCUACUCACAUUCUCAUUCAUACUAAGGUUCGUUCCAUAUCACUAACCAGUGGGACUCCGUGGGAAUAGUCUUGGCAGCCCCAAGCAGCGGCAGCAUGUGCCAAUUUCGGAGCUUGUCCUUAGCUACAGCCAUGGUGGAUGUGCAUGCCGAUGUGGAUAAGUCAUAUUGGCGAGGAGGCCGAGAUUCAAGUAUUAGUAGUGACCGCCUCCUUCCGCGGUUAUCCCAUCGUUUUUUAGUUCCUAUAUCAUUCCAAUUCUUUUCUGAACCACUUUCCACUGCGAACCGCAAUUAUGCCAGCAUUCGCAAAAUUUAGGCCUAGAUACCGUCGAAAGGCUACCGAGGAUAUAAUCAAUGAAAGUUCAGAAGUAGCUAUGGCUGAUAUGCCGUCUUCGAAUGAAAAGAAUCCUACAGUUAGUGGUACUGACGACGCUCUCUCUCCAAGCAAUGCCAGUGAUGGACCAAUAUCAGAGCAAGUCGAGAAGGAUGUUUUACCGACCGAAACUGCACAACGUGGUGUUCAAGAAGUCGAGGCAGUGGCUUUGACAUGGACUAAACCAUACCUUGUCAGCGUUUUCAUGCUGUAAGUUGACACUUAUCGCUGUCGUGGGUUCGGACGUAGCAACUAAACUAUUCAAUGACAGCAUGUGGUUACUUUACUUUGUUAAUGCUAUGCAAUCUUCAAUCUGCUACAAUCUUAUCCCGUUCGCCACGAGUGCAUUUCAAUCGCAUUCUUCGAUCACCGUCAUCAACAUUGUUGCCAAUGCUAUGACAGCCGCAAUUUACAUUCCGCUUGCGAAAAUGUUAGAUCUGUGGGGUCGUGCCGAGGGAUUCCUUCUUAUGGUGUUGUUUUCCACUAUCGGUUUGAUCAUGAUGGCUGCUUGCAAUGGCAUCGCUACCUUCUGUGCUGCACAGGUACGUGCCAUCUUGUUGGACUGGUUCUUGCGUCUCUUAAAAUACUAAUAACCAUUUUCUAGGUGUUUUACUCUAUCGGCUUUGGAGGUCUGAUCUAUAGUAUUGAUGUCAUUACCGCUGAUGUUUCGAAGUUGAAGAAUCGAGGCCUUGCAUACGCUUUCACUUCUUCACCAUACAUUAUUACAGCAUUUGCGGGACCUAAAGUUUCUGAUGAUUAUUACUACAACAUCAGCUGGAGAUGGGGAUUUGGAACUUUUGCUAUCAUCUUGCCAUUCGUAGCAGCGCCUUUGUACUUCAUUUUGAAGAUGAAUCUCAAAAAGGCAGAGAACAAAGGUGUUCUGAUUAGAGAGAGCAGUGGUCGAACCCUUACAGAAAACAUCUGGCAUUACUUGGUAGAAUUUGAUGGUGAGUCAUGCUUCUUCCACCAAUCUUUACAUAUGACAUUAUUCUGAUAAUCGAAUAGCCUUUGGUGUUCUGCUCUUUGCUGGAGGUUUCACCGUAUUCCUGCUGCCAUUCACUCUUGCUGAUACUGCGCCAAACGGUUGGCGAACGGACUACAUUAUUGCUAUGAUCGUCGUUGGAUUCGUGGUUCUCGUCAUCUUUGCACUUUACGAAGUAUUCCUCGCCAGAGCACCUUUCCUGAAUGUCAACCUCUUAGCAAAUCGAACCGUCAUUGGCGCCUGUCUGCUAGAUUUGACGUAUCAAAUUUCUUACUACUGCUGGAACAGCUACUUCACCUCUUUCCUACAAGUUGUUAACAACUUAACCUUGGCGGAAGCUGGAUAUGUUAGCGAUACAUUCGACGUUGUUUCUGGUAUCCUCCUCAUCGGUGUUGGGUUGUUAAUUCGCAAGACCGGAUACUUCAAGUGGCUUCUGUAUAUUGCAGUACCAAUAUACGUCUUCGCUCAGGGUCUAAUGAUUUACUUCCGUCAACCUCAUCAGAGCAUUGGUUACAUUGUUAUGUGUCAAAUUUUCAUCUCGAUCGGUGGAAGUGUGUUCAUUAUUGUCGAACAACUCGCAGUCCUUGCCGCUUCGGAUCAUCAACACGUUGCCGCUAUUCUCGCAUUACUUUACGUCGUUGGAAAUAUCGGUGGCGCCAUCGGAAACACCAUUUGCGGUGCCAUCUGGACAAACACGUUUCCACAAGCUUUGGAGAGAUAUCUUCCUGAAUCAGCCAUGGCAGAUUUCGACAAUAUUUAUGGUGAUCUCGCCACUCAACUCAGUUAUCCAGUGGGAAGCGAGACGCGAAUUGCCAUUCAGCAUGCAUAUGGAUAUGCACAGGAGAGAAUGCUUAUUGCAGGAACCGUUAUUAUUGGACUAGCCUUUGUUUGGGUUAUGAUGAUCAAAAAUAUCAAUGUUGCCCAAAAGACUCAAGUCAAGGGUACGGUAUUCUAGAUGUGGAAUUCAGUUUACAGUCGUAUAAUUUUAAAUGCCAUGUAGAAC
Sclerotinia trifoliorum is the source of this 2515-nucleotide messenger RNA. The record is from the annotation of a GenBank genome assembly. Lineage: Eukaryota; Fungi; Ascomycota; Leotiomycetes; Helotiales; Sclerotiniaceae.